AUGUUAAAAGAUUUUCAACAACGAUUUCAUUUAAAAGUCACCGGCAUUCUGGAUGAUGCUACCAAACAACAAAUGAGUCGACCACGUUGCGGUAAUAAGGAUCCAUUGCUCAUUUUAUCAAAAAAUACUGUUGCAUCAUUAGGACUGAAAUGGUCACGUUCAACGUUGACCUGGUCGCUAAGAAACUAUUCACCACAUAUCGGCGAAGCAGAGUCGCGAAAUAUCAUUCAACAAGCAUUCGACGCUUGGUCUCAACAUAUACCAUUGAGUGUCAAGGAAGUCUGCUCGGCAUGUUCGGCGAAUAUCGUUGUCGAUUUUGGCCAGACAGAACACGGCGAUCAUUAUCCCUUCGAUGGACGAGGUGGGACAUUGGCACAUGCCUACUUUCCUGAAGAUGGUCGAAUACAUUUUGACAUGGAUGAGCCAUGGACAAAUAGGUAA
Molecule: messenger RNA, 441 nt
Organism: Rotaria sp. Silwood2
Lineage: Eukaryota; Metazoa; Rotifera; Eurotatoria; Philodinida; Philodinidae
Source: the annotation of a GenBank genome assembly